This is a messenger RNA of Magnusiomyces paraingens, 3207 nucleotides long. RefSeq lists its product as uncharacterized. The record is from RefSeq and is a predicted model, not a curated record. Gene Ontology annotation, cellular component: nucleus. NCBI's taxonomy places the organism in Eukaryota, Fungi, Ascomycota, Dipodascomycetes, Dipodascales, Dipodascaceae. Bases 1 to 3207 code for a protein of 1068 amino acids. The transcript has a single exon.
AUGUCUAAAUCUUUGGAUCUCGAAAGCAAGGCCUUUUCUCAAAAGCUGAGCGACAAAAUUGCCAAUAAGCUACGUGAAAACACAGCAUCUAGCACAGGCAAAAAGGGAGGCAAUAAUAAUAGUAAUAAUACUAAAAAGGCUUCUCAAAAUACUGAUAAAAAGUCUAAAAAUUCAGAGAAACCAAGCAAUAAGAAAAAUACACAAAAUAAGGCUACAGGUGGAGCAUCAGUAGUCAAGGAUAAGGAUCUGGCCAAGGAUGUUGGUGAUCUGAUUGAUAGUUUGGGAUUUAAUAACAUUCAAAAAGGAAACAAGCAAUCCGGCAAAAAGAAUAACAAAAAGGAUGCCAAAAUCAAGGAUCGUAAGGAUCAGCAAAAUGGCAAACAACCAAAACAACAACAACAGCAACAACAGCAGCAGCAGUCUUUCAAAAAGGAAAAGUCUUUCAACAACAAGACAUCCAUCAAAAAGGAAAAUAACGACCAUCAGCAACAACAACAUCAACCUUUUAACAAGGAAAAUAAAUCUCAGAAACCCUCAAACACAGUAGUUCGGCCUAAAAAAGAAGGUGGUGCUCUCAAAGAUAUUGACAACAUUGUCACGACCCUUGAAAACACUUUGGAUGACUCUGCUGUAGUCCCCUCUAUUCUUAUCCCAGAACUUCAUAAGGAAAACAAGGCUGUUUUUGAUCCACGAACUGACUGGUACAAUCUUGACGUGACCACUGCUGGUGAAUCUGUCAAAAUCCCCACCCAGCAACCGGAAAUUCCUCUUUCUUAUUCUCGCAUUGAGGCCCUCCACACUCAAGCCAAAGCCCUUCUUUCCAAAGAAAAUGAAAUUUUUAUUCACGAAGGAAACAAGUCUGGAGCCCAAAAGCAGUUUCUUUCCCAGUUGCUUUCUGCAGGUACUCUUAGUGAUAAGAUUUCUGCUUAUACUCUGCUUGUUCAAGAAUCGCCUCUUCACUCAGUAAAGUAUUUCAACGCCAUGCUGGGUCUUUGCCGUAAAAAGUCCCGUGGUAAUGCUCUUCAAAGUAUCGCUGCUCUCAAGGAUAUGUUCAUCAAUGGUGUUCUUCCUGAUAGAAAGCUUCGCUACUUUAAGAACCAACCUACUCUUUCUAACAAAACACCACCUGAGGUACUUAUUCUUUGGGCUUUUGAGGAUUGGCUCAAGGGUUUCUUCUUUUCUCUUGUCCAAAUCCUUGAAAUUCUUUCUCACGACACUGUUUCCUACGUCCGCUCAAGCACUGUUGAUCACAUUUUGGAUCUCCUCAAGUCCAAGCCCGAGCAGGAAGCAAACUUGCUAAGAUUAGGUGUUAACAAACUUGGUGAUAAUGAUAAACAAGUUGCUUCUCGAGUUUCGUACCUUAUUCUUAAGAUUGAAGAAGUUCAUCCUGUAAUGAAUAAGGUCAUUGCCGACUCUGUUUCUGAACUUAUUUUCCGCCCCAGUUCUGAUUACCAUGCUCGUUACUACUCAACAAUCACCCUUAAUCAAACCAUUCUCACCCACAAAAAUAAAGAUGUCGCAAACUCUCUUAUUAGAACUUAUCUUUCACUUUUUGAGCUUCUCUUGGCUGAAACAAGUAAGGAUAAGGAAGCCAAAGCUGAAGAAGCUAAGCCUCAAAAGAAGCCUCGUCAUAAGCACACCAAGGGCAAACAGGCACGCAAAACUCCAGUUAAAACUUCUGAGGCCGUCAAAGAAGAAGAAUUUGACAAGCUUAUUUCUGCUAUUCUCACUGGUAUGAACCGUGCUUACCCCUUUGCCGAUCUUCCUAAGGACGUUUUUGAAAGCCACAUUAAUACCAUUUACCGCGUCACUCACUCGGCAAAUUUCAACACUGGUAUUCAAGCUCUCAUUCUACUUUUCCAAAUGUCUCAAGGCGAAAAGUCUCUUUCCGACAGAUUCUACCGUACUCUUUACGAAUCCUUGCUUGACCCUCGCCUUGCUUCGUCUUCAAAGCUGCGUCUUUACCUUAAUCUCAUGUUUAAGGCUCUUAAACAGGAUACCAAUCAAGACCGUGCCAAGGCUUUUACCAAACGUUUGAUUCAAGUCGCUGAUCACUGGAUUAACAUUGGCGUUAUUUCUGGUGUAAUUUAUCUUAUUUCUGAACUGAAAAAGGCUUCUCCCACUAUGAAGUCCCUUAUUUCUGACAAGCCUGCUGUGGCUGCUGUGGCCAAAAAGCUGGAAGAAAAAUCUGAAGAAAAGGCUGAAGAUGAAGACAAAGAAGUCGAGCUUAUUGACAAGUACGACGGUCGCAAACGUGAUCCUACUUUUGCCAAUGCUGGUAAAACCAAGGUUUGGGAAGCUAUUCCUCUUCUUAAUCAUUUCCACCCCACAGUUUCUUUCUACACUCAACACUACCUGGGCCUUGCUCCUGAAGGUGCCCCCAAGCCCAUCCAGCCUGAUCUUAAUCUGUACACUCUUGCGCACUUUUUGGAUAGAUUUGUCUACAGAAACCCCAAGCAGAAACCUACAACCCAUGGUAGCAGUAUCAUGCAACCUUUGACAGGCUCUGAUCCUACUGGUCUUGUUUUUGGUACCAAUUUGGGUGCCUCUGGACCUGGAAUUGACAAGGCUGUUAAUUUCGAAGACUGGAAGAAUAUGAAGAUUGAUGAUGUUGAUGUUGGUGACCGCUUUUUCUUCAACUAUUUCAAUCUUGUUCAAGACAAUAAGUCUGGUGAAAAGAAGGUUGAAAAGAGAAAAGAAACGGAUGCUGAAGAUGCUGAUUUGGAUGAUGAACAAGAGAUUUGGAAGGCUCUUGUGACUAGCAAUCCUAGCAUUGAGGCUGGAGAAGAAGAUGAAAGCGACCUUGAUUUGUCCAUGUCUGAUAUGGAUGACGAUGAGGACCUGGAAGGUCUUGAAGACGGUGAAGAUGAGGAUGAAGAUGAAGACGAUGAUGAAGAAGACGACGAUUCUGGUUUCUUGAAGGAGGUUGACGAUGAAGAUGGAGUUCUUGGCAGUGACGAGGAAGUCGAUCUUGAGGAAGGUGAUAAUGAUGACCUUGAAGCUCAAUUUGAAGCCGCUCUUGCCAAGGGCAAGACCAAUAAACGCAGCCGUGAUGAUGAUGAAGAUGAGGAAGAAGAAGAGGAAGAGGAUCCCAGAGCUGCUAAAAAGGCAGCAAAGAAGGCUAGACGACAAAGACUCAAGGAUUUGCCAUUGUUUGCAUCUGCAGAGGAUUACGCCCAGUACCUUGUUUCUGAUGACGAAAACUGA